Messenger RNA from Aspergillus ruber CBS 135680, 570 nucleotides. RefSeq lists its product as uncharacterized. The record is from RefSeq and is a predicted model, not a curated record. Lineage: Eukaryota; Fungi; Ascomycota; Eurotiomycetes; Eurotiales; Aspergillaceae. The transcript has 2 exons. Bases 90 to 428 code for a protein of 112 amino acids.
GCAUGUACGACGUUUAUUCAAUGGAUUUAAUACCAUAUGCCCAAGGAUCAGUCACUGACCAUGUAUAUCCAGAAUACAAUAAGUAGAUAAUGAGGGCAGACACCCAUGCAGUCGCAACGGCCAAUGUCAAUGGCAAACAGCCCACCCCACCCCUUUUUUUAUGUAGAAGGCAUACCUCACGCAACCAGACCCGAACAAAACACCGAAAACUCACACCCAAAAUCCCGAGAGACAAGACACCACUCACAGACAGAUACAGGCUGCGGAGACAGACCAAGAAACAAUCCAAGAUCCAAAAUAGACAACAGAUACAAAAGACCAUGCACAUAACACAAAAUAAACAAGGGAAUACCGACUCCAGAACCAACAGGCCAAAUAAAACCACGUUCCCAUCGUCAGUAAACCAACCAUGUACGAGAAUGAAAUAGACAAAAACGCAAUUAACCCGUUUCUCCACAUAUGGAUCAGACCCGAAAGAUAAAAGAUCCAUUCAUCAUCUUGGUCGUAUAUGUACCAUGCUCGUUUUUGGUAUGUCAAGCAUAAAAAAUAAAAUGAAAAUCGUCAAGUUAA